Molecule: messenger RNA, 844 nt
Organism: Ctenocephalides felis (cat flea)
Lineage: Eukaryota; Metazoa; Arthropoda; Insecta; Siphonaptera; Pulicidae
Product: L-xylulose reductase-like
Exons: 5
Coding region: 70-804 (244 amino acids)
Biological process (GO): glucose metabolic process; xylulose metabolic process
Molecular function (GO): L-xylulose reductase (NADPH) activity; carbonyl reductase (NADPH) activity
Source: RefSeq, a predicted model, not a curated record
GUCCAAAAUUCUUAUCUUAAUCGCUGGUAAAAAAUCUUGAAUAUCAUACGUGCAUAAAUAUUUUUUGAAAUGCAAGAUUUUUUUAAAAAUAAACAAAUAUGGGUAACGGGAGCUGGUGCAGGCAUAGGUCGAGCACUAUGUUUACGCCUGAACACUUUGAAUGCAUCAGUAGUCGCUAUUUCCAAAAGUUACGAUCGUCUUAAGACACUACAAAUGGAAGCGCCCUCAAUAUGCAUUGUGGCAGUUGAUCUACGAGACUGGGAUGCGACCAAAACUGCCCUAGAAUCUCUUCCUGCACCUCACGGAGUCGUUAACAACGCUGGGGUUGCUGUACUUCGCCCUAUUCUUGAAUUGGAAGAGAAAGAUUUCGACAGUACUUUCUCUGUAAAUGUAAAAGCUGCUUUGAAUGUAACACAGAUUGCAUCUAAAAAGAUGAUUGACAAUCAUUUGAAAGGUUCUAUAGUAAACGUUUCUUCUCAAGCAGCUAUGGCAGCUCUGGCAGACCAUGCUGUUUAUUGCAGUUCCAAAGCAGCCCUGGAUGGCUUGACCAGAUCUUCUGCUCUUGAACUUGGUAGGCAUGGCAUCAGGAUUAACAGUGUAAACCCAACUGUUAUAAUGACUGAUAUGGGUCGCUUAGGUUGGAGUGACCCAGAAAAAUCUAAGACUAUGUUAUCCAAGAUACCACUUGGACGAUUCGGAGAAGUUGAUGAAGUGAUAAACGCUGUUUUAUUUUUGCUCAGCGAUCAGUCAUCACUCAUUACAGGAACAUCAAUGCCUCUUGAUGGAGGAUUUACUGCCUGCUGAUGUAAAUUUAUCAUUUUACAUAUAAAUCUUUAUAUUUUUA